Molecule: messenger RNA, 2729 nt
Organism: Manis pentadactyla (Chinese pangolin)
Lineage: Eukaryota; Metazoa; Chordata; Mammalia; Pholidota; Manidae
Gene: PLAT
Product: plasminogen activator, tissue type
Exons: 15
Coding region: 306-1997 (563 amino acids)
Biological process (GO): plasminogen activation; smooth muscle cell migration
Cellular component (GO): extracellular region
Molecular function (GO): serine-type endopeptidase activity
Source: RefSeq, a predicted model, not a curated record
CUGUCCACUGGGCAUCGCCCUGGGGCAGAGAAACCCUCCCACCCAGGGCCAAGGACUCCACCCCCCGCCUUGACAUUUAAAGGAGGCCAGAGCUGUGCAGGGAGAACAGCUGGGGUCGUGCAAGCGCCCGACACUGCUGGGAAGGCCUCUCGGAGGGACGGAAGGCAGGCAGGCAAGGAGUGGUGAAUUGCACUCCAUUGAGGAGGUCCCCGAGUUCUUGAAAUAAAACAGUAACUCGACAGGCUUCCAGAGAAAAGACUGAACUAAUGCUCCGGGCUUAGUUUAAGGGGCCCUCAGAAGACGCAAUGAGUGAAGUGAAGCGACAGCUGCUGUGUGUGCUUCUGCUCUGUGGGGCAGUCUUGGCUUUGCCCCGACAGGAAAUCCACCCUCGGGUGGGAAGAGGAGCCAGAUCGUACAGAGUGACGUGCAGAGAUGAGAAAACACAGAUGACGUACCUGCAGCACGAGUCGUGGUUGCGCCCAGUGCUUCGUAACAACCGGGUGGAAUAUUGCUGGUGCAACGGCGGCCGCGCACAGUGUCACUCGGUGCCCGUCAAAAGUUGCAGUGAACCGAGGUGCUUCAAUGGGGGCACGUGUCAGCAGGCCCUGUAUUUCUCGGAUUUUGUCUGCCAGUGCCCUGAAGGGUUUAUUGGGAAAUGCUGUGAAAUAGAUGCCAGUGCCACGUGCUAUAAGGACCAGGGUAUCACCUACAGGGGCACAUGGAGCACAGCCGAAAGUGGGGCUGAGUGCGUCAACUGGAACAGCAGUGUCCUGGCCCUGAAGCCCUACAACGGGCGGAGGCCAGACGCCAUCACACUGGGCCUGGGGAAUCACAAUUAUUGCAGAAACCCAGACCAAGACAUGAAGCCCUGGUGCUAUGUCUUCAAGGCAGGGAAGUACAGCUCCGAGUUCUGCAGUGUGCCAGCCUGCCCCAGGGAAGGAAAUGGGGAUUGCUACACUGGGAAAGGGUUAGCAUACCGAGGCACCUACAGCCUCACCACAUCUGGUGCCUCCUGCCUCCAGUGGAAUUCCAUGGUCCUGAUAGGCAAGAGUUACACAGCAUGGACGGCCAAUGCCCAGGCGCUGGGCCUGGGCAAACACAACUACUGCCGGAAUCCAGAUGGGGAUGCCAAGCCCUGGUGCCACGUGCUGAAGGACCACAAGUUGACGUGGGAAUACUGUGACGUGCCUCAGUGCUCCACCUGUGGCCUGAGAGAGUACAAGCAGCCUCAGUUCCGCAUUAAAGGAGGCCUCUACGCGGACAUCACCUCUCACCCGUGGCAGGCUGCCAUCUUCGCCAAGAACAGGAGGUCGUCGGGAGAGAGGUUCCUGUGUGGAGGCGUCCUGAUCGGCUCCUGCUGGGUCUUGUCUGCUGCUCACUGCUUCCAGGAGAGGUUUCUUCCCCACCACCUGAAGGUGGUCUUGGGCAGAACAUACCGGUUGGAGCCUGGACAGGAAGAGCAGAAAUUUGAAGUAGAAAAGUACAUCGUCCACAAGGAAUUCGAUGAUGACACUUAUGACAAUGACAUUGCCCUGCUGCAGCUGAAAUCGGACUCGCCGAGCUGCGCCCAGGAGAGCGACACUGUCCGCACCGUCUGUCUGCCCGAAGCCGACCUGCAGCUGCCCGACUGGACCGAGUGUGAGCUGUCAGGCUACGGCAAGCACGAGGCGUCUUCUCCUUUCUAUUCCGAGCGGCUGAAGGAGGCGCACGUCAGGCUGUACCCACCCAGCCGCUGCACAUCCCAGCACUUGCUUAACAGAACUGUCACCAGGAAUAUGCUGUGUGCUGGAGACACACGGAGCGGCGGGACCCAGGCCAACCUGCAUGAUGCCUGCCAGGGCGACUCGGGCGGCCCCCUGGUGUGCCUGAAGGCCGACCACAUGACGCUGGUGGGCGUCAUCAGCUGGGGACUCGGCUGUGGGCAGAAAGACAUUCCGGGCAUAUAUACCAAGGUUACUAAUUACCUGGACUGGAUUCACGACAAUAUGCAACCGUGACCAAGAGCACCCCAUUCCUGGCACCCUGGGAGACCCUGCUUCCUCCACCGGAGAAGACACACCAGGGUGGAGAGCUUCACACAGAUGCGCCAUCGUAGUAUCAGUGGGGGGGGAACCAGCAGGAGAGGCGGGAGGAUAUGUUUUCACAGGUACUUCCCAUUUUAGAAGGUUACGUAUGUGUAUGUACACUACCGAAUGUAUACAGUCAACCAGAAAGACAGACAAAUGCCACCCCUCCCGGGACACCACCAUCUCAGGCAGAAGAGAGGCACAACAAAAGGCCGACCUCCGAAACUGUCAGCUUGAGCAGCUUUGGAAGUGGGACCACAAAGAUAAAAGCAUGUCUUGAUAGUAAAAAAAAAUCUAGAUCCUUCAGGAAAGAAUUGUUGCAGUAGAAAUAGAAUGUCUAUUUAUAGUCACAAGGAAGCCCAACGGGGACCUCUAAUAAGGGAUGGGCUGGCCGGCCAGAUCAUGUUCCUCAAAGCCAUGCUUUAAACCGAGUCUAAGGCUUUCCCCUCUCUCCACACUAUAGCUCUGGGAAGGAAAUCAUUGUGUGUAUAGUGUAAAUCUUUUUUCUUUAUAAACUUGAUAAUAGAAUGAGAGACUUGUAUCACUUUAGUAAGUGAAAAACUACACUUUAGCGUAUUUAUAUUGAUCCAUUUUAGUAUUGUCUUUGUCGCCACAACCCUGUAUUAUGAUGUGCUAAAAUAAUAAAUUCAGAUAUAUUUUUCA